Messenger RNA from Syzygium oleosum, 2404 nucleotides. RefSeq lists its product as uncharacterized. The record is from RefSeq and is a predicted model, not a curated record. NCBI's taxonomy places the organism in Eukaryota, Viridiplantae, Streptophyta, Magnoliopsida, Myrtales, Myrtaceae. The coding region runs from base 422 to 2137 and encodes 571 amino acids. Gene Ontology annotation, molecular function: protein binding. The transcript has a single exon.
UUUCUCUCACUCUCUCUCUCUCUCCCCUAUGAAUUCAUGACUCAACGACCUCCAUCCCCUGCAUCUGCUCCAACUUCCAACUGACCAAGUCUGCCAGAGCCACGGUCUUUACCAUCUGCUCCCACAAACGGCCCUCACCAUCCACUCUCGACCCUUCACGAUCCCACACUCCCAAGAGGGCCAGUCAUGUGAAUUCACACACACCAUAAGCUCCAAUCUUCUUCCAACAGAUGAUAGCCAAAUUCUCUCUUAGCCAGUCUCUUUCUCUCUCCCCCAUGAUGAGAUAGAGUCUCUCUCUCUCUUGGAUACCUCUCGAGUCACGGCUUCAAGAAACCCAGUUGCUUGGUUUCUGCCCUGAACACAGAGACCCAGAAAGCCAAAAAUGGUCCUUUUGCUCCGAGGCCACUGAAUUCUUGCAAAAAUGGUGGAAGAAGAGACGACCCACGAGGUGAAACCAAGAGGGAGCAGCCUCAAACGCGCCGUCGAGCGCUUGUCCUUGCUGAUUUCUCUGUCCCACUCCGUCAAAGUCUUCUCCGUGAAAUGGCAGCUCAUAAGGAACAAGCUAGAGGAGUUGAAUUCCGGGUUGGUCUCGAUCGAAGACGCCGGCUCCGCGCGGAACCCGGCGGUCUCGGGCCUGGUACGCGCGCUGAUGGUCACGCUGAGCGAAAGCGGCGAUCUUGCCAAGAGGUGUGUCGAUCUUUCGUACAGUGGGAAGCUCCUGAUGCAGAGUGAUUUGGACAUAGUCUUGGCCAAGUUCGAUCGGUAUGUGAAGAAUCUUUCGGAGAUAUAUUCGACAGGUAUUUUGACUCCUGUGAACGCCAUUGUUGUGUCUAGGCCUGGUCUUGGUGCUUGUAAGGAUGAUAUGAGGUUUUACGUUAGGGAUUUGUUGACAAGAAUGAAAAUUGGUGACACUGCGAUGAAGAAGCAGGCUUUGGUCAGUUUGUAUGAAGUGAUGAAUGAGGAUGACAAGUAUGUGAGGAUAGCUGUGGAGGUUGGUGGCAUUGUGAAUGCGUUGGUGGGUUUUCUUGAUUUCUCGGAGGUGGCAGAGAUUCAAGAAGAGGCUGUGAAGGCGGUUUCGGCAAUGGCCAGGUUCGAUUGGUGUAAGGGGGUGUUGGUUGGUGCAGGGAUAAUUUGGCCGCUGAUUAGGGUUUUGGAAUGCGGGAGUGAAAAGGGCAAGGAAGGGUCUGCAAGGUGUUUGAUGAAAUUUACGGAAAAUGCGGAUAACGCGUGGUCUGUGUCCGCUCAUGGCGGAGUCACUGCUUUGCUCAAAGUAUGUGCUAAUGGCAAUUCGAAAGCAGAGUUGAUUUGUCUUGCUUGUGGGGUGUUGAGAAAUCUUGUCCCUGUCGAGGAAAUUAAGAGGUUCAUGGUUGAAGAAGGUGCGGUGUCAACGUUCAUCAAGCUUUCCCAAUUGAAGGUUGACAAUGUGCAGAUAAGUUCGAUCGAGUUCCUUCAGGGCAUAGCGUCCGAAGAUGAUUCGAUCAGCCAAAUGGUCAUAAGAGAAGGAGGAAUUCGUGUGCUAGUACGCAUUUUGGAUCCUACAUUGCCGAUAUCAUCCAAAACUAGAGAGGUAUCUCUUCAAGCCAUCGAGAAGUUAUGCUUCUCCUUGCCAAGUUGUAUCAACAUGUUGGUGAGUUAUGGAUUCAUUGAGCUUUUGCUUAAUUUCCUUCGCAACGGCGAGGCUUCAGUCCAAGAAUUAGCUCUGAAAGUGGCAGCCAAGUUAUGUGCCACUUCGGAGGAGGCAACAAGGGCACUGGGGGAUGCAGGGUUCUUGCCCGAGUUUGUUAGGUUUCUCGAUGCAAAAUCAUUUGAAGUUCGCGAGACGGCGGCAGAAGCGCUCUCAGCGAUGGUUCUAGUCCCGAAAAACCGGAAGAGGUUCGUGCAGGAGGACCGCAACAUUGGAUUACUGAUGCGUCUCCUCGAGCCAGAGGAGGUAAAUUCUGGUUACAAGAAGUUCUUGUUUUCCACAUUGAUGGCGUUAACGAGUUGCCACAGCACAAGGAAAAAGAUUGUGAAUUCCGGGCAUCUGAAAACCUUGGAAAAGCUCGCGGAAGCCGAAGUUUCAGACGCCAAACGGCUUGUCCGGAAGCUAUCCACUAACCGAUUCAGAAGUAUGUUGAGUGGAAUAUGGCAUUCUUAAAAAGCAACCUUCUAUUUUUUAAAUCAAAUUCACUGUACAUGUACAUCUAAAGUGUUUCCCAGGAAGGUCUUCUUUAACUUGUUUUGCAACAAUGUCUCUUCCUCCUUGGUUUCUGCCCUUUUCCCUUUUUGCAGAAAGAGAUUUUAGAACAGCUUUUUUUUGUUGGUUUAGAUUGUAAUCAAUCAAAUAGUACAUGUCCUGUAAUAAAGCUGCUAUAGUGAAUGUUGCUUCCGAGAUACUAACCUGGCAUUGCGUUGUUGGAUUCAA